AAAAUUAUAGAAAACACCCACUGCAAAAUCCCCGUAUUGCCUUCUCACUCUCUCCGCCGACGCACUAACGGUUCACCGUCGUCCCGUGGCGACGCCGCUUGUCCGUGCGGAGGUAGAAUCGUCCAAAGCUCUCAGAAGCGACUUCAGUUAUUGAGCUCUGCACUUUCUCGGCGGAGCUCGAUUAACGGCUGUUUCCUAUCUUUUCGCCGUAGCAUCUUUGCUGUGCGUUGGAAUUCAAGAUGAUUGGAUCUCUAAUCACUAGGGGGCUUCUGCUGAUAUUUGGCUAUGCUUAUCCUGCUUAUGAAUGCUUUAAAACUGUGGAAAUGAACAAGCCUGACAUUGAGCAACUUCGCUUUUGGUGCCAGUAUUGGAUUUUGGUGGCUGUUUUGACAGUUUGUGAAAGAAUUGGUGACAUGUUCAUUGGCUGGGUUCCGAUGUAUGCUGAAGCAAAAGUGGCCUUCUUCAUAUACUUGUGGUUUCCUAAAACUAAGGGAACAACAUAUGUGUAUGACUCCUUCUUUAGACCCUAUGUUGCACAGCAUGAGACAGAAAUUGAUCGUAAUUUGUUAGAACUGAGGACAAGAGCUGGAGAUAUGGCAGUAUUGUAUUGGCAGAAGGCGGCGAACUAUGGUCAGACAAGAAUAUUUGAGAUUUUGCAGUAUAUUGCUUCACAAUCUACGCCCACUCGACCAGCUCAGCCACAACAGCAAGGCAGUAGAGUCCAGAAACCCAGUGUGCCACCAAACCAUAGAUCAGCUGCUACAACACAGCCCCAGGAUAGACAACCGUCUUCUCCUGCUUCUAGUACCUCUGCAAGUGAGCAGGAGGACGACACAACGGAAGCAACAGCUCCUUCAGAAGAUCCAAAAGCAGCUACUGCUCCAGCAUCCUUGAACGAACAAAAAACAACACCAACACCAUCACUUGUCCAGAGCAGCAAAACUUCAAGGCCCAGUGAAGUGCAGUUAAUGCAAAUUGAUUCAGUGCCUCCUACAGCAAAUGAAAAUCCUCAACCUCCUCCACCAGACUUGACACUGGAAGAUGCCGUAAGAGUAGUCACACGAGCAAGGUCCAGGAGAACACGUGCUGCAUUAGGUCGCUGAAUAAAGAGUGGUGAUGCGACAUGUAUUUUAGAAGGUAGAUGAAUAGAUAAGUGGAUUAUUAAUGCCAAUGUACAUACUGUCAAUUCCAACUUUGCUAUAGUUUCAUGAUUCAUCACUCGAAAAUAUGAUACGUUCAGUUACCAAUA
Sesamum indicum (sesame) is the source of this 1249-nucleotide messenger RNA. RefSeq names its product putative HVA22-like protein g. Lineage: Eukaryota; Viridiplantae; Streptophyta; Magnoliopsida; Lamiales; Pedaliaceae. The record is from RefSeq and is a predicted model, not a curated record.